CCUUUCCCGUCCAGAUCGUUCUACCUCCAUCUCUCUGUCUCUUUGUAUGUCCUCCCACCGGCGAAGAUGGAGGUUUCCAGCACGGUGAUCCGGCAAUCGGUUAGUUUCCUGCGGGGCGCCGGUGAAUCCUCUCCUUUUAGCUCUAAGAGAAGGGUUAUUGGUCGCCAGAGGUCAGCGGUGGCGGUGAGGCCGUGGUCCGAUGAAGGCCACCGGCUGUACUACGCGUUGCAGCCGAGGUGUGGCGGCGUUAGAGAUGCAAAGAGGAAGGAGGAGAAGAAGAGGGCCGCUUUGGUUACGGAGUUGUCGAGGGAUCUGGCGGCGCUGUAUUCUACAGGGUUGGGGAUGGACGGCGGAGAAGGGAAUGAUGGUGAGGUCAGGGGAAAAAUGAUAAAGGAAGCAGCCGAGCUCCUUUUAGCACAACUGAACCAGCUGAAAACCAAAGAAAAGGAGACGAAAAAAAGGAAGAAAGAAGAGAAGGCGGCCUUGAAAGCUGCAAAGAUGCGUGACUGUACAGAAAUGUCCUCAAGCUCUUCUUCUGAAUCCAGCGACAGUGAAUGUGAAGUUGUAGUGAUGAAUAAGCCUGGCAAAAAUUUCCAGGAAGUCAAGCCUAACAUCUUGGAUGUUCCUGAUCGGUCACCUGAAAGAAAUCAAGCAAAAAUUCGUAACUGUGCAGAAAUGUCCUCCUCAAGUUCUUCUUCUGAAUCCAGCGACAGUGAGUGCGAAGUUGUAGUGCUGAAUAAACCUGAGAAAAAUCUCCAGGAAAUCAAGCCCAACAUUUUGGAUGUUCCUGAUCAGUCACCUGUAUGCAAACAAGCAGAGUCAUCUCUAGAAAUUGAAGUUGAUGAGAAGACGAAUCUAAAUCACACUGAAUUGAAGCUUAACCAAGAGCUUAGUAGCAUCAAUUGCAUGAACAAUGCUGCAAUUGUUGAUUGCAGCGGCAGUGUAGUAGCAGUUGCAAAACCUUUGGAUAAGAUUGAGGUGUGCAUGGGAGGUAAGUGCAAGAAAUCUGGUGCCAUCGGCCUAUUGCAGGAGUUGGAGAAGAAGGUUGGCAUAGAAGGUGCUGUAGUUGGCUGUAAGUGCAUGGGGAAAUGUAAGGAGGGACCAAAUGUUCGAAUUGUGAGUCAUUACAGCUUACAAGACGAGCUUGGUGAAGUUUCUAAGAAGCCUCUGUGCAUUGGUGUUGGUUUAGAGGAUGUAAGCGUCAUAGUGGCUAAUUUCUUGGGUGAGAAGAAUAUAGAUAUGGGCCUCUAUGGUGCUUAGAAAAUAACCACUCAGACUGAAAAACAAGUUAUCUUUCUUUAGUUUGUGUUAUUUCCUUGUAAAUAUUUGCUUGCUAUAGUCUGCUUUUCAGAGAUAUUUCUUUUUUAUUUACCCUAUAAAAUUAACAAUAUUGAUACUUUAGUA
This is a messenger RNA of Dendrobium catenatum, 1404 nucleotides long. RefSeq names its product diacylglycerol O-acyltransferase 3. The coding region runs from base 67 to 1260 and encodes 397 amino acids. Lineage: Eukaryota; Viridiplantae; Streptophyta; Magnoliopsida; Asparagales; Orchidaceae. The transcript has 2 exons. The record is from RefSeq and is a predicted model, not a curated record.